GAUUUCUCCAUUUUUCUCCAAUCUCACAUGGACGAGGAGGGGUUUUGCUUUUAAAUGACUGUUUGCUUCCUCCCUUCUUGCAGAACCAAGUCGAUUCGUAAGAUUCCGAGGGAACAUGGAGAGCUGCCAAUCGUCGCAGGGCGGCGGAGGAGGACCGCCGCCGUUCCUGAUCAAGACCUACGAGAUGGUGGAGGACCCGGCGACGAACCGCGUCGUGUCGUGGGGCCCCGGCGGCGCCAGCUUCGUUGUGUGGGACCCGCCCGAGUUCUCAAGGGACAUGCUGCCCAAGUACUUCAAGCACAACAACUUCUCCAGCUUCAUCAGGCAGCUCAACACCUACGGUUUCCGAAAGAUCGACCCGGAGCGUUGGGAGUUCGGCAAUGAGGAUUUCGUCCGGGGACACAUGCACCUCCUGAAGAACAUCCAUCGGCGCAAGCCGGUGCACAGCCAUUCGCUGCAGAACCAGGCCAACGGGCCACUGGCGGAGGCCGAAAGGCGUGACCUCGAGGACGAGAUCAGCAGGCUCAAGCACGAGAAGAGCGUGCUCCUGGCAGACCUCCAGAGGCAGGCUCAGCAGCAGUGCGGCAUCAACUGGCACAUGCAGUCGCUGGAGGACAGGUUGGUGGUGAUGGAGCAACGCCAGGAGAAUGUUGUGGCUUACCUGGGCGACAUCUUGCAGAGACGGCGAGGCACAGUUUCAGGCUCUGUGCUGUUGGAGACAGACCAUUUCAGCAAGAAGAGGAGGGUUCCGAGGAUCGAUUUCUUCGCCCAGGAGCCUGCCGUCGAGGAACAGAGGGUGCCGUAUCUGCCGGCAAUGGUUGCCGAAACACCUGGGGUUCUUCCCCCGGUGAGCGGGGCAAAUGCUGAGCCUUUUGAGAAGAUGGAGCUGGCCUUGGUUUCCUUGGAGAAACUCUUCCAGAGGGCAGGCAACUAUGCACCUUAUGAAGACGUGUACAAUGCUGCUGCUGCACCCAGCUCUGCUCUAGCUCUUGGAAAUUUGCAGGCAGCACCAAUGGAGGGUAGCAUUAAUCUACAGCCAUCAGCUGAGCUUGCAGAACCACCAGGUUAUUCUCAGAGUCCAGUGCUACCAUCAGCAUAUAUUCACGAAGAUAUGGGCAAGACGAUAACUGGAGUUGAUAUGAACUCUGAGGCUAGCACCAGUGGCACUUCACAAGAUGAAACGACUGCCGAAACCAGAGUUUCCCAUGAACCGGCUUUGUCAAACGAUAUAUUCUGGGAGCGGUUUCUCACAGAGACUCCACAAUCAGAUGGUAAGAGAGAGAAACAAGAAUCCAAGGAGGAUGUCAAAAUUGGCGUAGACUGCAACUGGUUCAAUCACCGGGGCAAUGUUGAUCCAAUGGGGCACCUGGCUUCAGCUGAGAAAGCCUGAUGGCAUAUACCAUUCCCACUGAUUCAUAGUCCAUAUGUCAAACCACUGUGAUGUACAUUAUAGUUUUAGCUUGUUUUAUUAGCCUUUCAUACUGUAAAAAGACUUUCCCUUCCAGAGAAUAUCACUGGCUACAGUAUGAUGUUCACACACACUGUACAGCUGAUGUAGCAAAGAAUACAUUUUUGUACUCCAUUGCCCUGCUUUGUUAUGUGCAUGAUAACCUUUCUGCUAAAA
Messenger RNA from Brachypodium distachyon (stiff brome), 1624 nucleotides. RefSeq names its product heat stress transcription factor A-4d-like. The record is from RefSeq and is a predicted model, not a curated record. Gene Ontology annotation, biological process: regulation of transcription by RNA polymerase II. Gene Ontology annotation, molecular function: RNA polymerase II cis-regulatory region sequence-specific DNA binding; DNA-binding transcription factor activity. Lineage: Eukaryota; Viridiplantae; Streptophyta; Magnoliopsida; Poales; Poaceae. Gene Ontology annotation, cellular component: nucleus.